This is a messenger RNA of Monopterus albus (swamp eel), 3229 nucleotides long. RefSeq names its product diencephalon/mesencephalon homeobox 1a (gene dmbx1a). NCBI's taxonomy places the organism in Eukaryota, Metazoa, Chordata, Actinopteri, Synbranchiformes, Synbranchidae. Gene Ontology annotation, molecular function: RNA polymerase II transcription regulatory region sequence-specific DNA binding; DNA-binding transcription factor activity, RNA polymerase II-specific. The record is from RefSeq and is a predicted model, not a curated record. The transcript has 5 exons. Bases 294 to 1430 code for a protein of 378 amino acids. Gene Ontology annotation, biological process: regulation of transcription by RNA polymerase II.
CUCUUGCGCGCGAGACGAGGAGAAACCCAGCACGAGGACAGGGGAGCCACGCGCAGGUGGAGCGCGAGCGAGCGCACCUGAAGAGAAGCGGCAGACUGGUGGACUGUUUCAUCGCCCUGACUUGUCUUAGAACCGGAAGGAAAAUUGGGCAAUAAAACGAACUGAGAGGAGCUGAAAGAGCAGAAACCCAACCUGAAGCCUGAAGAAGUCGUGGGGCUCGGAUUCUCUGCGCUGUCUGUGUACGAGGUGGAGAAAGGGACGACUGACACCACAAGUGGUAGCGCCCUCUCACCAUGCAGCACUACGGGGUGAACGGCUACUCUCUGCACGCCAUGAACUCUCUCAGCGCCAUGUACAACCUGCACCAGCAGGCCGCGCAACAGGCGCAGCACGCACCAGACUACCGGCCGUCCGUGCACGCGCUCACGCUGGCCGAGAGACUAGCUGACAUUAUCCUGGAGGCUCGUUACGGCUCGCAGCACCGCAAACAGCGCCGGAGCCGCACGGCCUUCACGGCACAGCAGCUGGAAGCCCUGGAGAAGACUUUCCAGAAGACCCACUACCCGGAUGUGGUGAUGAGGGAGCGGCUGGCCAUGUGCACCAACCUGCCCGAGGCCCGAGUGCAGGUUUGGUUCAAAAACCGCAGAGCUAAAUUCCGCAAGAAGCAGCGCAGCCUCCAGAAGGAGCAGCUUCAGAAACAGAAAGAAGCAUCUGGGGAGGGAGGAAGUGAGAAGGAGGAUGCACCUGCCUCCACCACCAUCCUCCCCGAUGUCCAGAUCCCUCCAUCAUCCUCCUCUUCUUCUUCAUCUUCUCUGGAGCCAGAGGGUCCUAUGAUCCGUCCUGUACCUCUGGACAUGGAGCUGAAUGUCACGUCUGCAGAACAUUCAGGCAGCGAGUCGGCAAUGGAGGAUAAUGGCACAGAUAAGGAGGAUGAGAGCAAAUCUCACAGAGAGGAAAUGAAGUGUGAGAGAGCAGCAACACCUGGAGAUGCCUCCCCCUGCAAAAGGCUCAGCCCUAAACCAGACUCUCCCCUGGCCUCUCUGUCAGCGACCCCCUCCUCCACCAGCAGCAGCCUGGCCAGCAGUGGCCCUCUCUCUCAAGGCCACUCUUACUCUUCCUCCCCUCUAAGUCUGUUUCGUCUGCAGGAGCAGUUCCGUCAGCACAUGGCUGCCACCAACAACCUGGUUCAUUACCCUGCUUUUGACCUUGCUGCCCCAUCUUCACUCCCCUACCUGGGAAUGAAUGUUAACAUGCCCCCUGCGCCACUGGGCUCUCUGCCCUGCCAGUCUUACUACCAGUCCCUGUCCCAUCAUGCCCAGCAGGUGUGGAGCAGCCCACUGCUGCAGGCGUCGGCUGCAGGCGGCCCCCCCCACCACCACAGCCAACCAGCCACAACAGCAAGACCACCAGCAUCGAGAACCUGCGUCUGAGGGCCAAACAGCACGCUGCCUCGCUGGGACUGGACACACUGUCUAACUGAGAAUCAGACUGUACGGAGGACAGUGUAAACUACACCACAGCCUCGGCCUACAUAUCAGCCCAUCCUACUGCGUGUCUGUGUGACUGUGAUAGUGCUUUAGGAGCUGUAUACUGAGCCCUUCAUGAGUAGAUGGGCACAGGAUGCGCAGAGGCAUCCAAACAAAAACAAGCCAACAUGCACUAUACCUAUAGCUUUUUAGCUACAGUUUGUCUGACUCCUCUUGGCUUCCACUGCAAUUACGUCCUUGGGAAAAGACGACCCAUAAGAUACUGAACAUUGCUAAAAGAGGACACAUCAAACCAAGUGAAUUUCCCAACUCCAAGGACAAUGAGCAUAUUCCUGACUCAUAUGAUGAUGUUUCCAGUGACAUAUAAUGCUGGACAGUCUUGAUAUUUGUGAUAUAAUAAUAAAAAAAAAAGAAACACUAAAGAUGAUAUGAACAGCUGAUGAUGGAUGCACUCACUUUGAAAGACAAUGCAAAUGUUUACAAGAAUAAUGUGAAUAAAUGAGGCACUUUUGGAGGAAUAAGUCUUGUUGGCCAGGAGGAUGAAAGGUAUAAGUGACCACUUCUGUCACUGUACCACUGAUAUUUCAAUUAAGCAAUGUAGUUAUGUACAUAGCUUGUGCGACAUAACAGCACAUAAAUAAAAAUAAACCUAAGCCAUGUUGUCCUCAACAGCAUAAUUAAAAGUGACUAAUUUACCAGUUUAAUGGCCAGUACUAUGCCACUUUGUACUGGCGUGAUAAUGAGAAAAUGAUUUCAGUGACUAAAUUCUCAAAGCUUUUAAUUACAUUUUGCCCUAGGCCGAUGGAGCUGUGGAAAAUGCAAUUAAGAACAUGCAUAACAUUUAAAGCAGCCUGUUUUAAAUUCAAAAGGCCUGAACACAAAAACGGUGAAUGACUGAUAUCACUCCGUGAUGAGUUGCUCAAUUUCCUUUGAAUACAAAUUGAUAUGGGAGACAAAUUUGGAUAAAUAUGGCCUUGACUCAUGUUUUCACAGCGGUUGUUCUCACCUUCAUAUUCUCUUGAGGAAACAUGUAGCUUUUCACUGGACGUCUUGACUGACUGUUAGCACUUGAAGAGGACAGUGACACACCUCUCUGCUGUUUAUGUGUUCUGGAAGAUGAUCUCUUCAUAAUGAAAAAAGCACAUUAUUUUAAUAUGUAAACUACAAAAAUGUCUAUCUAUUAAUGUUUACUGGUAAGGUAACUGUAAAGUUCCUAUUAUGUUGUAUAACUGAUAAUGGACUGUCUCAGAUCAAAAUCCCUCAGCUGUCAGAUUGUAAGGCUAUAUUUGCUGAGCUCACCGGCAGCACCGGUCGACCCCUCCUCUCCUGGUUGUCUGUGUACCGAUCCUGAGUUGAAUUCAUAUUUUAAACGGGUUCAGUUUCAUCUCUGGAACUGACUUAAAAGAAGCAAUGGAACAAAUCUGUAUUGCUUUCUGUAUUUUGCAAUCAAUCCAGACAGAAAAGCCUGAGGUCAAAGAAUGUGAAAAGAUCUCAGUGAAUAACCGACCCCAGUCCUAUGUGUACUGCUGUCCUGACUCUAUUUGAGUUCUGCUGUUGCUGUUAUUCUAAUGCUGUUCCCCUGACUGUCUCUGUCAAACUACUUGGUCCAGUGAUAGAUUUCUAAUGGUGGAGGAGAGAGUGAUGGGACCAUCAGUAGUGUUGUUUGCUUGACUCCUCCCUAACAAUGUAGACUUGAACUAGUGUUGUUGUAAAAUAGUGAUCAAAUAAAAACAUUGCUUGGA